This is a messenger RNA of Yamadazyma tenuis ATCC 10573, 1245 nucleotides long. RefSeq names its product branched-chain-amino-acid transaminase (gene BAT21). Gene Ontology annotation, biological process: L-valine biosynthetic process; L-leucine biosynthetic process. Gene Ontology annotation, molecular function: branched-chain-amino-acid:2-oxoglutarate transaminase activity. The record is from RefSeq and is a predicted model, not a curated record. Gene Ontology annotation, cellular component: mitochondrion. NCBI's taxonomy places the organism in Eukaryota, Fungi, Ascomycota, Pichiomycetes, Serinales, Debaryomycetaceae.
AUAGCCGGAUGUUCACCAGAUUUAUAAGAAGUGGAAUCUCCAGUCAAAAUAGAGGAUUAUUCAGAAGCAUGUCCUCCUUAGACGCUAGCAGUUUAGUCAUCAACAAGACCACCACUCCAAAGGCCAAGUUACCUAACGACCAGUUGGUAUUUGGUAAGACCUUCACCGAUCACAUUUUGGAGAUCGAAUGGACUGCUGAAAACGGAUGGGCCACUCCCACCAUCAACCCUUACCACAAGCUCGAGUUGGAUCCAAGUGCUGUUGUCUUCCACUAUGCCUUUGAAUUGUUCGAAGGUUUAAAGGCUUAUAAAGAUGCGUCAGGUAACUCUAGAUUGUUUAGAGUUAACAAGAAUAUGAAGAGAAUGAAUGCUUCUGCUGAAAGAAUUGACUUACCAGCGUUUGACGAAGCUGAAUUGUCCAAGUUGAUUGCAAAGUUUGUUGAAGUGGAACAGGAUUUCAUUCCUGAAGGCCACGGUUACUCCUUGUACUUGAGACCCACUAUGAUUGGGACCACUGCUUCUUUGGGAGUAAAUACUCCAGACAAGGCCUUAAUCUUUGUCAUUGCUUCUCCUGUUGGACCAUACUACAAGACCGGAUUCAAGCCAGUAUCGUUGGAAGCUACUGAAAAUGCCGUCAGAGCUUGGCCUGGUGGAAGUGGUAACAGUAAAUUGGGUGCUAACUACGCUCCUUGCAUUAAACCUCAAAGAGAAGCUGCUACCAGAGGCCACCAACAAAACUUGUGGUUGUUUGGUGAAGAAGGAUUCGUCACCGAAGUUGGAACCAUGAACGCAUUCUUUGUGUUUGAGACUGAAGAUGGAAAGAAGGAAAUCGCUACUGCUCCAUUGGACGGAACCAUCUUGGAAGGUGUUACCAGAGAUUCCAUCUUGGAUUUGUGUAGAGAAAAGUUGGACCCUAAUGAGUGGAUUGUCAGCGAACGUAAAUUCACCAUCCAUGAGGUUAAGGAAGCCUCUGCCAAAGGAAAGUUGAUUGAAGCUUUUGGUGCUGGUACUGCUGCCAUUGUUUCUCCAAUCAAGAACAUUACUUUCAGAGGGGAAGACAUCAAUGUUCCAGUUGCUUUAGGAUCUUCAGGUGAGUUGACCAAGCAAUUGUUGGACUGGAUUGAACAAAUCCAAUAUGGUGAAGCGGAGUACAAGAACUGGUCUACUCCUACCAAGGAUUACUGAUUGUCUCAGCUGGGCGUUUUCAUUGUGUGUAUGAUAUAGAAAAAUUUAGAAUUUGUUAUUA